GUAAAGACCGUACGCGGAAACGAGGUGAAUGUUUAUGUUGGUUGCUGUUUUGCUUCAGUUUGAACCUUCCGCUUGUGUUGUCAAUUUUUUACCUAAAUCAUGUCAGAAAAGACGCGUUAAAGGCAAAAAGCGAGAAAAAACAUAGCACGACAGAAAAGACAAGAAAAGUCCGGAUUGGAUUCUAUUCUUUUCGCUGUCCGCGCGAAAAUAAAGGGUGAAUGACCAACCUGGUGCCCUCCAGCGCGCUCAGCGAGAUCAACCUUCGUUUACUCUGUCACGAUGACAUAGAUACUGUAAAACAUCUGUGUAGUGACUGGUUUCCUAUUGAAUAUCCAGACUCAUGGUAUCGAGACAUCACAUCAAACAAAAAAUUCUUUUCCUUGGCUGCUACAUUUAAAGGUGUCAUUGUGGGUAUGAUAGUAGCAGAAAUAAAAGGAAGGACAAAAGUGCACAAAGAGGAUGGGGAUAUUCUAGCUUCUAGCUUUCCUGUUGACACACAAGUUGCAUACAUUUUAAGUUUAGGAGUUGUAAAGGAGUUCAGGAAACAUGGAAUAGGUUCUCUUUUACUAGAAAGUUUGAAAGAUCACAUAUCUACAACAGCCCAGGAUCAUUGCAAAGCCAUCUAUCUUCAUGUUCUUACUACAAAUAACACUGCCAUUCACUUCUAUGAGAACAGAGACUUUAAACAGCAUCAUUACUUGCCAUAUUAUUACUCAAUACGAGGAGUACUAAAAGAUGGAUUUACAUAUGUUUUGUAUAUCAACGGUGGACAUCCCCCUUGGACGAUCUUUGAUUAUAUUCAGCAUAUAGGCUCUGCACUGGCAAAUCUGAGUCCUUGUACAAUUCCACAGAGGAUAUAUCGUCAGGCUCAGAAUCUUCUUCGUAGUUUUUUACCCUGGUCAGGUAUUUCUGUAAAAAGUGGUAUUGAAUAUAGCAGAACAAUGUGACUGACCUAUAGAAGUUAUGAAGAAUGGACUCAGUAAGUGACUUCCAUCCAGAUGUAAGACUAAAGUGAAUACUGAAAAAGAGGACACAUGAAUUGAAGAAAUAUAUAAAUAAAUACUAAGACGAGCAAUGGUGCUUUUAUAAGCUUGUUCACUAAAUUUAGAGUUAAUUCUUUUAAUGGAUACCAUGUACCUGUAAAUUUGUUUCUCCCUCCAAAAUCUAACUGAACUGUUUAUAUAAUUUUUUUAAGUUUUGUAGUUUUUAUCUUUAUGUUUUUGUGUUCAAUGAAAAAGAGAAAAUUCCUUGUCAUAAUGUAAAUAACAGUGUUAAUUCUCAGGACCAUGUGUAUAUGUUUAUCGAUUAAUGUUUCCAUAUUGUCCAUGAGUGUAUGUAACAUUGAUAUUAACAGUUCAUUAAGACCUGCAUGGUCUGAUCAUAUCGUAUUGGAAGAAAUUUGACAGUUUACUUUGGUUUUUACAUUUACAACUAAAAUGCUUUUGAGGUAUGCUUCUGAUCAAAGACUUGGAUGCAGAUUAUACAUGAGCAGGGGUUAGCCCACUAAUGCAUGCGUGCAUGUGUAGCAUAUUCUUUCUAUUUUUGUAUAUAAAUAUAUAUUAUAGCUAGUGAAUGUAUAACAACCAGGCUUUGUUAGCAAUACUUGGGCCAAGUAGAAUGUACAAUUAAAAAAAGCAGACACCUCCUGUAUAAACAAAUUCAUGAAGGGAAAAAAGAUUAUAUUUUAAUUAUAUAUUCGUAUAUCUGUUCUAACAGGCAAAAGACUGAUAUAAAUUGAAUUGUAAUUAUUUAUUUAUUUAUUUUUUCAAACAAAAGAGAUGGGUAACUUUUUUAACUUUUGUUUUCAUAUUCUAAUUUGCACUGUUCUUUGGAUGAGUUGGGAUUUUUCAGUUAUUGUUAGGAUACUUAAAAGAGGAAUUUGUACAAAAGAGCAUGUUGUGGCAUUGCCAAACAGUUUUAAUUAGUCCAUAGUAAUAUUGUGUAUGUUUUUUUUUUUUAUAGAUUAGGUUAUUUCCCACUGCAUUUUAGAUGAUUUAAUAUUUUAGUUUGAAUAGGUGGUUGUUAUUUUUAUACAUUCUUUAACAUCCUCUUUAGACAGGAUUAGAAACCUCUAAAAUUUACAGAGUGAUUUUUUUUUUCCCCCAAAAUAAAUCUCUCUCUUUUUUUAUGCUUUUUACUAGCACUUUACGUCUCAAUUUUUCUGUUGUCAUCUUGAUAUGAUCCGUUGUUCAUUAUAAUACUGAGCGAACAAUAUUUCUCUUAGUUAUAGUGUGUGUCUGUUAUUUUCUACCACCCUGAGAUAAUCAGUGGGUUGAACAGUAUAAUACACAGUAUGUCAGCCUUUAUAGUGUCUUUAAAAGAAGUAUUUUAAUGGAGAUAUGCAGCGCUAAACAAAAUACAACUAUUUCAUUAAGUGUAGUUCCACUGUUGCUAUGCAAAGUAAAAAUAUGUUGCAGUUAUUGUUUUACUUAUAUUGUAUUUUAGUGGUAUAGAAUUUAUUUAAAGAAGAGUGAAAUGUGACUAUUUUUACAUAUCUUUGAAGUCUGAUUUCAGUUCUUGUUUCAGAUCUCAAUGUUUAAAUGAUAAAGCAGGUACAUUAUACAACAGUUUCUGUAAUCUUGGAAAACAAUGUUUUCACUUACUUAAAAUAUAGAAAAUUCUGAAACUGGCAAUAUUUACAAUCCAUACCUAAAAUGUAAAUGAUGGGGGUUGGGGGUUGGUGUGGGUAGAUGAACAAAGAGACCUAAUUAGGAAUUAAACUGUUUACUUCUUUGCCGUUAUUUUAUAUUUUUGUAACCAUUAUAAUUUAAAAAGAUCAUUAACUCUCGGCAAACAACUUCCUAAAUAACUGCAUUUACCUAACACUACAUUUAAGGUAAUACUAGUGUUGUGGCAUUUCAUAUACUGAUGAAUGGGAGUAUUUACCACAAUAACUUAAUGUCUAGCAUAAGAAUUUACAAAAUCUGUAGAUUAUUGUUGGUAGAAAAGAAUGAAGUUCAAAUUAUGUUUGUUUACCAGGUGUUUAAUUUCCUAAAUGUACAUUUUUUUCAAGCAUUUAUUUUGUGAUAAUUUAAUACAGGUUUAAAGUUGUACCUUUCUGGCAGUCAUUUGCCAUUUUUUUGUACAAAUAAUGUACAUCAGGUGUCCUCUGGUUCUGUCCUGCAUGUUUUUGUUCCAACUCAGUUUCAUAGUUAGAAGAUAGUUUUUCCUGGCUGAAGCAAUUAUUACACAAGAAACAUUGCUGUGCUUCAUUUUAGUUAACUGGCUUUUUAAGAUUCCCAGAUCUCAGUGGCUUCUUUUGGCUGUAUACAGAACUCACUGUUUUUAGUUGCUUCUUGUUUUCUUAACUAGCUACCAAUUAACAAUAAGGUGCAAAUAAUGUGAUAACCAGCAUCUCACCAAUUAACUUAGCCCCAUCUACACUUGUGUAUUUCAUCAUGUAUCUGUUUUAAUAAAAAAAAUUGAAAAGAAAUGGAAUAGAAAAGUUGAUGGUCCGAGAAUUAGUAAUCUUCUCCUGGCAAUGAAUUAUUUAGAUGAUAUUCUUGGAAAAGAAAAAUGUACAAUUGAAGAAUGACCUGAAAUGGUGGAAUUACAACCACUAACAAGCCAUAAAAUUCAAUAACAAGUUCUGUUACCGACAAGGAUUGGCUUCUAAUUAAUCAAUUGGGUUGGACUAAAAAUCUGCAACUACUACAGCCCACUAGGACCAAAUUUCAGGACCUCUUUUCUACCUAUAUAGUAUAUGCCAUAUAUAAAAGACUGACUUAUUUUUAUUGUUUAAACUAUACUGUUUGUAUUAGUACAAUUCUGAGUUUUUCUUGUAUGAUUGUAGUAUUACUACAGUUAUUAAGUUGUUUUGAGGAGGGAAGCUAAUAACAGAUUUACAGUUCAUUUACAUAUUUCAUCUUUUUGGCUAAGUUAUACAGCUUUGAUGUUGACCCAUACACACACAUACACAGGGAAGUAUAGGCAAGGAGACUUUGUAGAAAGUGCAUUGUGUUGCUUCUUAGGACAAGUGCAACAAUGUAGUUUUACUAGAUAUCUUGUGGCUAUUAAUAUGAAUGUCUAUUUAUGUGUAUUUGUUUUCAGAAGUUUACACCCUUUGUACAUAACACCAUUAUGAUACUGAUUUUUAAUUUAUUUUUUGUUUAUUGAUUUUUGUUUUUUUUCUGUCUGGGGAUUUUUUAUGUGUUACUAAUGUUAUGUAGUUUCACCUGAAACAAACUUAAUGUUUAAGUAGUUAAUUUUCACAACAUGUAAGUACAAAUACAACAGAACAAUGAUGUACCCCAAUUGUCUCUUUUUAUGCUUGUAUGAAAGAAAAUCUCCUAAAUGAACAAAAAAACUUUGGAAAUGACAUGAGUUGCAUGAAAAAAUGUAUUACACUUUGUGACUUUAUGAACUUUGUGAAGGAUGAAGUUUAGUUGGUAAUGAUGUUUUUAAAAUGUUUGGGCCAAAAGAGCCUAGACUAUUUGCAAUUAAUGGCAUUUUACCUUAGCCAGCAUGUUUUGUACAAAAUACAAUUUAAACACACUUUGAUAUACUUGUUCUAGAAGACUUUAGUAUAUAUUUCAGACACUUAGCUAUGGAAAGAGUACAGUUUAUUUCAAUAUUUAGUUUUUUCCUUUUACCAAUAUAUCUGUACCUUUUCCUUGGAGAGAGGGGUUAACUGUGUUGAAUUCCUUUAUUUAGUUAUUUACGUUUUCUCCAUUUUAUGUUCUUUGUUAAAAUCUGUCAAGAUGUUCCCUGUUUCCUAAUUAAAUAUUUUAAUGAGAAA
This is a messenger RNA of Polypterus senegalus (gray bichir), 4738 nucleotides long. RefSeq names its product N-acetyltransferase 15 (GCN5-related, putative) (gene naa60). Gene Ontology annotation, biological process: N-terminal peptidyl-methionine acetylation. Gene Ontology annotation, cellular component: Golgi membrane. The record is from RefSeq and is a predicted model, not a curated record. Gene Ontology annotation, molecular function: protein-N-terminal amino-acid acetyltransferase activity; histone acetyltransferase activity. NCBI's taxonomy places the organism in Eukaryota, Metazoa, Chordata, Cladistia, Polypteriformes, Polypteridae. Bases 219 to 947 code for a protein of 242 amino acids. The transcript has 7 exons.